GAAUAUUCCUGAGCAGCAGGACAUUUACAUUUUAGUGUAUUCAAGGUUUAAAAAGGCUUCUAAAGUUUGUAAUUUCCACUUUAAAAUUUCUGACUUGAUUUCUGCAAUCAAAAAAUGGAUCAACCCCUACAAAAAUGUCCAUUCAUUAUAAUCCACAUAAUAAUUCACAUUUCCUGUUGCUGCAGGAUUAUUUUCCUGCUGCGAGAAGCAGUGUCAAAUUUAGUGCAUCUGUACAACUCUUUGUGUUGUUGUACUGUAUGUGCUUGAACCCCAAUUCAUGUCCCCAUGUUCAAUACUAAUUGAAAAUGCAUGCAGCAUGUAAGAUAUUCAGUCAAAGAGUACAUUUUUUGACCAACCCCAAUUCUGAAAAUAUGAUUAUUCUCCAUCCAGGUGGAGAGCCAAGGGGAGAAGAUGAGAUCGUCAUUGGACAUGAAAGAGUCUAUCCACGAGGCUAACUCACAGCUACAGCAGAAAGUGGAUGCCCUUCAAAAGCAGAUGGAAGAGCUGCAAGGGGAGAACCAGGGGCUGGUCCGUAGGCUGGCAGGUCAGGAGGACGCUUUACACUAUAGCAGCAGGCACCUAGAACAGCGCUCAGCAGACUGCCAUGCUCUCAACAGAGAACUGGAGGCCGCUCUGGCCGACGUCAGGCAACAGGUGUCCAAAGUGAAAGACAACGCUGUUUCCAGAGAAAGUUCCUUUCAGACUAAAAUCCUGGAACUGGAGGGUGAGAAGAGCAGGAGAGAGAAUGAGCUGAAACAGAUUAAACAAAGCAAUCAGUUGCCUGAGAAGAAGUUUGAGGUGCGUCUGAAGGACCUGCAGCUCAGCCUGAACCAAUCAGACAGCCACAAGCAGAGCAUUCAGAACUACGUAGACUUCCUCAAGAACUCUUACUCCACCAUGUUUGAUGAAGGACUACCACCGGCAACGUCUAGCUUUGGAUCAUCCUACUUUUUAAAAUGAUAAUUACUCAGAUAUGUGUGUUUGUGGUGUGUUAUGUGUAACUUGUGUUGUUGUGGAAGUCAUAUGAGCCUUACUUACUAUGUAUGAACCUUACUUACUAUGUAUGAACCUUACUAUGUAUGAGCCUUACUUACUAUGUAUGAACCUUACUUACUAUGUAUGAGCCUUACUUACUAUGUAUGAACCUUACUUACUAUGUAUGAACCUUACUUACUAUGUAUGAGCCUUACUUACUAUGUAUGAGCCUUACUUACUAUGUAUGAACCUUACUUACUAUGUAUGAACCUUACUUACUAUGUAUGAACCUUACUUACUAUGUAUGAACCUUACUAUGUAUGAACCUUACUUACUAUGUAUGAGCCUUACUUACUAUGUAUGAACCUUACUUACUAUGUAUGAACCUUACUAUGUAUGAACCUUACUAUGUAUGAACCUUACUUACUAUGUAUGAGCCUUACUUACUAUGUAUGAGCCUUACUUACUAUGUAUGAACCUUACUAUGUAUGAACCUUACUAUGUAUGAGCCUUACUUACUAUGUAUGAACCUUACUUACUAUGUAUGAGCCUUACUAUGUAUGAACCUUACUUACUAUGUAUGAGCCUUACUUACUAUGUAUGAACCUUACUUACUAUGUAUGAGCCUUACUAUGUAUGAACCUUACUUACUAUGUAUGAGCCUUACUUACUAUGUAUGAGCCUUACUUACUAUGUAUGAGCCUUACUUACUAUGUAUGAACCUUACUAUGUAUGAACCUUACUUACUAUGUAUGAGCCUUACUAUGUAUGAACCUUACUUACUAUGUAUGAGCCUUACUUACUAUGUAUGAGCCUUACUUACUAUGUAUGAGCCUUACUUACUAUGUAUGAACCUUACUUACUAUGUAUGAACCUUACUAUGUAUGAGCCUUACUUACUAUGUAUGAACCUUACUUACUAUGUAUGAACCUUACUAUGUAUGAGCCUUACUUACUAUGUAUGAACCUUGCUUACUAUGUAUGAGCCUUACUAUGUAUGAACCUUACUUACUAUGUAUGAGCCUUACUUACUAUGUAUGAGCCUUACUUACUAUGUAUGAGCCUUACUUACUAUGUAUGAACCUUACUUACUAUGUAUGAACCUUACUUACUAUGUAUGAACCUUACUUACUAUGUAUGAACCUUACUUACUAUGUAUGAACCUUACUUACUAUGUAUGAACCUUACUUACCAAUGUUUUUAAUAAUGUACGUGUUUUGGAAAACAAAUGAGUUUGCACGUUGAUUCAUGUUCGAUGAAGAAGUCCAUGUUUGUUUUUAUAU
This is a messenger RNA of Oncorhynchus mykiss (rainbow trout), 2257 nucleotides long. Lineage: Eukaryota; Metazoa; Chordata; Actinopteri; Salmoniformes; Salmonidae. The record is from RefSeq and is a predicted model, not a curated record.